CGGGCCGCAGUGCAGAGCCGCGCGGCUAACGAGCCCGCACCGGUGGCAUCGGACACCGACCGCCGACCGCCUCGACCCGAGCUCCAAACUCCGACUCCUCAUCAAUUUCUCUCCCUUUCCCUCCGCCACAGUGCGGCGCAUACCUGCGUUCCUUUUUUUGUCCACCGGCUCCCCCCACCGGGCCAUGUCGGGCGCCGUACACAAACCGUCUUGAGACGCGCUCCGGGACGCACGUGCUCGCGCUGCGCGGAAACAUCACCGCGUAAAUAUUCACGUCUACAAUGACAACUUUCAUGUGACUUGCCGGAUAUCUUCAGUCAUCAUGAAGUGCAUCAUCGCGUUUUGUUUAACUGUGACUCUAGUGAGCCGGGCCGUCGCAGAGGCCUCCGUGCGGACAUGUGAACCUAUUAAAGUGGCUAUGUGCAAGAACAUUGGAUACAAUCAGACGGGGAUGCCCAACUUGGCACGGCACACUCUCCAGGCGGACGCGGACGUGACGCUGCAGACUUUCAGCCCGCUCGUGCAGUACGGGUGCUCCUCACAAUUGCACCUGUUUCUCUGCUCCGUGUAUGUGCCCAUGUGUACGGAUAAAGUGGCGUUACCGAUCGGACCAUGUAGAGGAUUAUGCGAAAGUGUGUACGCCAGAUGUUAUCCAGUCCUUAGAGGGUUUGGUUUCACUUGGCCACAAGAGCUUGAUUGCUCUUUAUUCCCCGCUGAGAAUAAUCAUGAACACAUGUGUAUGGAGGGUCCUGGAGAACGUUCUCCUCCUGUCGGCAAUAUACCACUGGACACCUCAGGUGCUGGCGGUCGAGGCGCCUGUAGAAGACUGAUCAAGCCUAACAGUUGGGUUUGGGUGAGAGGCUCCGGUCGAUGCGCCCAGUUUUGUGACGCUGAGGUAUUGUGGGAGGCUGGAGAACGCAGAGCAGCCGAGGUGUGGCUUGCUACAUGGGCAGCGCUCAGCUUCGCGUGUACCCUUGCCGCUGUUGGAGCACAACUAGCUUGUGGAGACCGAGGGGGCGCCGGUGACAGAGCGUUGGUUCUGGUGGCUCUGUGCCGGUGUGCUGCAGCGGCGGGGUGGGGCGUCCGCGCCGCUGCCGGUCGAGCUGCUGCAGGAUGCGCCAAGGACUCCACUUCACCUACUCGAAUGUUGCUGGCACAUGAUGGUUUGGCUAAUCCAAACUGCGCUGUUGUCUUUCUGCUGCUUUAUUACUUCGGACUAGCUGCUUCUGUGUGGUGGGUGGUAGUCGCUGGAGCGUGGAGGGCGAGCGUGCUGCGUCAACCAGCGCAGGCGGGAACAGGCGCUCGGAAUGACCGGCACUCGUCGCUGCUGCAGCUCGCGGCUUGGGGCGUGCCAGCCGCGCUGGCUGCUGCCGUGCUAGUCACUAGGGAUGUCGACGCUGAUGAACUUACAGGUACAUGUUUCGUCGGCAAUCAGUCAAGCAAAUCGCUACUGGCACUAGUCAUCGUGCCUGAAGCCAUCUGCCUCCUCCUGGGCUGCGUGUUCCUCUCAUCGGGCCUGCGUGCUGUGCUCCGUCGACCAGCACCGGUACCCGCCCCUACUGUUCUCCUCAACACACCCCAACCCCACACCGACCAGAGCGUGUUAAGACUAGGAGCAUUUGCAGCGCUGUACGCCGUGCCAUCAGCCUGCAUACUAGCAACAUGGGUGUAUGAAUAUGCAUGGAGAGACGAGUGGCUCGCCGCACCCAUGCCUUCUUUAGAACCCUCCACACACCCAAGACCAGCUUUCUGGGUGUUUCUAUUUAGAAUAUUCGCGACGCAAAUCCUCGGCGUCAUGGUAGCCGUUUGGAUCGCAACGCCUCGAUUAAAGGCGUUGUGGAGAAGAAUAUCAGGGCCACGGAAACCAACACCAGCCAAGACCCCGGCAGGACCUCCUCCCACGCCGCUGACUUUCCACUGUUACGCAACUCAUCCACACACGUUGGCGCGACAUCCCCACAACCCAAAGUAUGCGACUUACAGACCGCCACAACAACACUCGUAUAGAAAGCCAAGGCACUAUCAUUAUUCAGCCGGCGAAACGAUACUCUGACCAAGAUACACGUGUCAUUGGAUCUUGAAAGACAUUAGAAAGUUCGUACCCUGAUGUAUUUGUGCGGAUUCCAUAAGUGCCAUUAUUGUAUAAAAACGACUGAUGUAACCUCAAAUAUUGCAGAUGCUUGUGCAAUCAACCCUAAAACGAACCUGUCUGUAUAAUUAUAUGGAUAACUUUUUCUUUUUGAAUUACUUAUUGUAUUUCUUUUAUAUUUUUAUUUAUUGUAAAAUAUUAAUUACAGAUUUGUAAAAGACAAGCCUCGCAAAAAGUAAUGUUUAAUACUUUUGCCGUGUAAAUAAAAAUAGAAGUAGAUAUUAAAAUUGUACAGUAGAUUAUUGCAGGACACAAUUAUUUGUUAAUAAUUAUUAUCUAUAAAUUAUUUUUAUUCCUGGCAACAGCGAUGCAAGUAGGGAACGAUGUUGGUACCUAAAUAUCGUUCGCAAACAUUAUCAUUAGAUAUAGGUAAAGUCAACAACAAAAGUAGAUGAACACAUCAAAAACUUCAAAACACUUUUAUACUUACAUUAAUUUUAAUCAAAACAUUCAUUAUUCUUUAUCUAACAGUAAAUCGUUUGCAGUUUAUUUUAGUAAAGCAAAAAUGAUUGUUGAUACGGACUUGAAAUUGAAAUUUUUAAUUUGUUCAGCUUCUUUUGUGGCUGCUUGUACCUACUUAUAUUUUAUAAGAAUAAUAUUUUAAUACUUGUAAAUGUAAAUACGUUUUGUACAUAACUGCCAAAUUAUGAGUAAUAAUGUCGACACUGCCGAUUUAAUAGGUACCCUCUACUCCGUUUGUAAUUUAGUUAAAUGUAUUCCUAUAAAUGAAGAUGAUAUGAAGAACAGAUAGCCUCUUACUAGGAAUAAAAAAUAGUUGGCAAAAUACGUUGCCAAUGUGAAAUUCUAAUCCCAUGUUAUAUCUAUACGUUUUUGGCCUUUUUAUAUAAUGUAUACAAACGUGUGGAACCCACCUCAAGCCAAAAUAGACUUAAGUUCUGUAGUAAUUAAUGACUGAAUUUGAUUGUAAAUACUAUUUUAAGUGCUUAAUUUAUGUUCAAAAUGAAACUAGAUUGUGGUCUAUUGAUUAUUGAUUAACUAAACAAUUAAUAAAAUAAUAUAAUUUUGUA
This is a messenger RNA of Manduca sexta (tobacco hornworm), 3177 nucleotides long. RefSeq names its product frizzled-4 (gene fz4). Gene Ontology annotation, cellular component: plasma membrane. The transcript is spliced from 3 exons. Bases 323 to 2053 code for a protein of 576 amino acids. Lineage: Eukaryota; Metazoa; Arthropoda; Insecta; Lepidoptera; Sphingidae. Gene Ontology annotation, molecular function: Wnt-protein binding; Wnt receptor activity. The record is from RefSeq and is a predicted model, not a curated record. Gene Ontology annotation, biological process: canonical Wnt signaling pathway; non-canonical Wnt signaling pathway.